AACUGACACCUCUCACCCCCCCGUGACCCCUCACCCUGGAGACGGCCACUUCCGGCCUUCACAACGGGACAUAGGGAGGGGAAUAGAUCCCCGUGACCUCUCACCCUGGAGACGGCCACUUCCGGUCUUCACAAUGGGACAUAGGGAGGGGAAUAGAUCCCAGAGACCGGAAACUGACACCUCUCAUCCCCGUGACCUGUCACCCUGGAGACAGCCACUUCCGGCCUUCACAACGGGACAGGGAGGGGAAUGGAUCCGAGAGACCGGAAACUGACAUCUCUCACCCACCGUGACCCCUCACCUUGGCGACAGCUACUUCCGGUUGUGCGCCUGGAGAGGGAGGUAAAUGCUGGUGUCACCUUCCCCUCCCUCCUGUUGCCAGCAGAACGGAAAUGAACACUUGAGAGGUACACAUUUUGGCAUUCGCAGUGUAAUUGAAAACCCACCCAGUGAAGUACUGCAACAGGAAAAAGACAUCAAACUUAUAGCAGCAUAAUACAUGAAGUGAGGAGGAAUGAUAACCUCAGGCUACUUUCCCUUGGAGCUGUCUGAACAUUAACCAUCGCACCCAGCACUACCAGAUAUGGCACACAUCACGCUGAAUCAGUAUUUACAGCAGGUCCUCGAGUUCAUCGACAGUAGGGAUGGUGAUUCCUGUGCUGAGUUUUUGUCAUUUAAACAUCCUCAUGUUGCAAACCGUAGAUUACAGUUAGCAAGUCCAGAGGAGAGAUGCCAGCAGAUCCUGGAACCUCCUUAUGAUGAAAUGGUGGCGGCUCAUUUACGAUGUGCCUAUGCUGUUGCAAACCAUGAUUUUGUGGAAGCGUGCAAAUAUCAAACAUUUGUGGUUCAAUCAUUCUUGAGGGCAUUCCAAGCUCACAAGGAGGAGAACUGGGCUCUACCGAUAAUGUAUGCAGUAGCUCUGGACCUACGAAUCUUUGCAAAUAAUGCUGACCAACAACUAGGGAAGAAAGGAAAGGGCAAAGUGGGAGAUAUGCUGGAGAAAGCUGCAGAACUGCUGAUGAGUUGUUUCCGAGUCUGUGCCAGUGACAACCGCGCUGGAAUCGAUGACUCAAAGAAGUGGGGAAUGCUAUUUCUCAUCAAUCAGCUGUUCAAAAUAUAUUUUAAGAUCAAUAAACUCCAUCUAUGUAAACCUUUAAUCAGAGCCAUUGACAGCUCCAGUUUAAAGGAUGAGUACAGCAUGGCACAAAGGGUGACAUACAAAUACUACGUUGGGAGGAAAGCCAUGUUUGACAGUGAUUUUAAACAAGCUGAAGAAUAUUUAUCGUUUGCAUUUCAGCAUUGCCAUAAGUCCAGCCAGAAGAACAAGCGGAUGAUUUUGAUCUACCUGCUACCUGUCAAGAUGCUCCUUGGCCACAUGCCAACAAUCCAGUUGUUACGAAAGUAUGACCUUUUGCAGUUUUCUGAUGUCACCAAGGCUGUUGGUGAAGGGAACCUUCUGCUCCUGAAUGAUGCUUUAGCAAAACAUGAAGCCUUCUUCAUUCGCUGUGGAAUCUUCCUCAUACUUGAGAAACUGAAAAUCAUCACGUAUAGAAAUCUUUUCAAGAAAGUGUAUUUGCUGCUCAGGACACACCAGCUGCCACUUGAUGCUUUUCUGGUUGCCCUUAAUUUCAUGCAAGUUGAGGGUGUUGACAUUGAUGAAGUCCAGUGUAUUUUGGCAAACCUCAUCUACAUGGGACACAUCAAGGGUUAUAUCUCUCACCAGCAUCAGAAGCUUGUUGUCAGUAAACAGAACCCUUUCCCACCACUAUCCUCUGUGGCUUAACAAAUCAGGGUUGGAAGUUCAUGUAUUGCUCCCCACACUUAUCCCAGGACAUGCAUGUAGUGUUGGUUGACGGCUUCAUACCCAAGGAUCAUUCAUCUAAAGCUCGGGAUGAUGUGACGCGCAUCCCAGUGACUAUUUCCUGUGAUCAGUUUGAGGCACGUCCUCUGCCAUUGUCCCAGUGUCAUUUUGUAUUUCCCAUUAAAGAUGCACAUGUAAUGCAAGGUAUAUUUUGUUUACUUAAACUUGUUAAAUGACAAUGAUGGAAUAAACACAAACUAUUCUUUUUAUUGAA
Hemiscyllium ocellatum (epaulette shark) is the source of this 2075-nucleotide messenger RNA. RefSeq names its product PCI domain containing 2 (gene pcid2). The transcript is spliced from 16 exons. Gene Ontology annotation, cellular component: transcription export complex 2. Gene Ontology annotation, molecular function: RNA binding; double-stranded DNA binding. Bases 584 to 1783 code for a protein of 399 amino acids. Lineage: Eukaryota; Metazoa; Chordata; Chondrichthyes; Orectolobiformes; Hemiscylliidae. Gene Ontology annotation, biological process: transcription elongation by RNA polymerase II; poly(A)+ mRNA export from nucleus; post-transcriptional tethering of RNA polymerase II gene DNA at nuclear periphery. The record is from RefSeq and is a predicted model, not a curated record.